UUUUUACUUGCUUUAGUGGCUGUGGCUCCCUAAUUAAUUGCAGCUAUCUGUCUCCUAUCGAUGUGUGUGUACAUGUGUGUUGUGUGUGUGUGUUUCCUUUUUUCUCCCCAAACCGAACAUGAAAUAGUUUGUUGGGCUAUACUUUCUUUCUUCCUAUCGUUCCCCCCUUCCGUCCUUCCCGUCCUGGUUCGCAGGCAGAGACAGGACAGAUUGAGACCCAGCUGUGUUCGUCGCUUUUGGUCGUUGCCAUUUUCCCCCCUCAUUGCCCGGUGAUGUUGGAUAUGGGAGAGCGCAAAGAGGUGAAAAUGAUUCCUAAAUCGUCGUUCAGUAUAAACAGUUUGGUGCCCGAGGCCGUGCAAAGCGACAACAACAACCACCAGAACCAGCAUCACCACCAGAACCACCACCACCAGAACCACCACCGGCCCGGCGGCGCGGACGAAGCCGAGCAGAAGGCUCCUCUCCCGGUCGCGCAGCAGGACGGCAAAGCGGAUCCUAAGAGUGACUCCUCGAGCCAGGAGAGCUGCCCGGACGACAAGGAGAAAGCGGAGGAGAAGAAGGACGGGAAAGACGGGGACGGCGGCGCCGGAGGGAAGGACGGAGAGAAGAAAAGCGGCAAGUACGAAAAACCUCCUUUUAGUUACAACGCGUUGAUAAUGAUGGCCAUCAGGCAGAGCCCGGAGAAGCGGCUCACCCUCAACGGCAUUUAUGAGUUCAUCAUGAAAAACUUCCCGUACUACCGGGAGAACAAGCAGGGCUGGCAGAACUCCAUCCGGCACAACCUCAGCUUGAAUAAAUGCUUCGUCAAGGUGCCGCGGCACUACGACGACCCGGGCAAAGGGAACUACUGGAUGCUGGACCCCAGCAGCGACGACGUCUUCAUCGGCGGCACCACCGGGAAGCUCCGGCGGCGGUCCACCACGUCCCGGGCCAAGCUGGCCUUCAAGCGGGGCGCCCGGCUGACCUCCGGGCUGACCUUCAUGGACCGGGCGGGCUCCCUGUACUGGCCCAUGUCCCCCUUCCUCUCCCUGCACCACCCGCGGGCCAGCAGCGCCCUGGGCUACAACGGGACCUCCUCGGGCUACCCGGGUCACCCCAUGUCCUACAGCACCAUGCUCACCCAGAACAUGGGCAACAACCACUCGUCGUUCCCGUCCUCCAACGGGCUGAGCAUGGACCGGCUGGUCGGCGGGGAUCUCCCCUACGCGACGCACCACCUGACGGCGGCGGCCCUGGCGGCCUCGGCGGUGCCCUGCGGCCUCUCCGUGCCUUGCUCCGGGGCCACUUACUCCCUGAACCCGUGCUCGGUCAACCUGCUGGCCGGGCAGACCAGUUACUUUUUCCCCCACGUCCCGCACCCGUCCAUGACCACGCAGUCCGGCGGCAGCGGCGGCUCCUUGCAGGCUGCCCGGGCUUCGGCCUCCAAUUCCCCGCAGGCUCCGUCCUCCUCCUCGCUGCCCUGUGACUCUCUGAGGCCGGCUCUGUCCGGCUCUCUGCCGGCCUUCUCCUCGGGACUUUCCGGGGGUUUGUCUGACUAUUUUACGCAUCAAAACCAGGGGUCGACCUCCAACCCGCUUAUACACUAACACCCCCAAAACCUUUACCCCUCCACCUUACCUCACCCUCCAUCCCUCCAUCCCUUCAUCCCUUCAUCCUCUCCACUCACUCCUGAUGAGUGAAAAUGACUGGAACUGUAAGUUGAACAUUUUACACUGAACAUUUACAUUGUAAAAAAAAUUACAAAAUUAUUAUAAACUACCUACUAUAGAAAAAAAGAGGAGAGACUUAAACUGCAAAACAAAAAGAGCAGCAGAGAAACUCACAGAAAGCAGCCCUGAAGUUUCCAGGUAUUUUUUAAUAUUAUUAUUAUUAUUAUUAUUAUUAUUAUCUCUUCUUCUCUUCUUUCUCUUCUUCUCUUCUUCUUCUUCUGCUCCAUCUUCUCCUGCAGUUUUAAUUUCUGUGUACAUAAUGUCUGUUACUAUAAGUGUCCGGGGUUUGUCUCUGUAUAGUUACUGUCAGUCAGCGACGUGCAAUGUGACCUGAGCUAAAAAACAGAGAGAACGAUGAUAGGCUGAUUUUUUUUCUGUUGUUGUUGUUGUUGUUGUUGUUGUUGGAGGAGGCAUUACUUUUUUUAUAGAAUGUGUAUUUAAAAUAGUUUUGUCUAAUUUUGAGAUUAAAAAAAACGUUAAAAUAAUAAUAAUGAUAAUAUCUCUAAUAGCCGGUUUGUGCCCGCAUGUUUGCAGUAUUAUCAGGUAUCAUGCGGGUUAGAAAAGAAGCGGCGGAGAAUGAUUUUUAUUUUACAAAAAUUUAAACACUAAUUUUUUUCUAUACAGUGAAAUGUGUUUUUUUAAGCGACUCCCGCCGUUAAAACCAUGAGGCUGUUUAUUUCCUCCAUUCUUUUAUUUCCCAGUUUAAAAACUGUUCAUGUACUUUUAUAGACCAAAGAAUCGGUUUUUAGGAAAUUUAGUCAUUAUUCAGCUGACAGAGGCCUAAUGUAGUAGGAAUUAGAGAGUGAAUGAGUGAGUGUGUGAGUGAGUGAAUAGAGGGGUGAACUGUUGCCUCCCGCACUGCAGAAAAUGUCCAUUUAAACGAGAUUUUUACGGCAGUAUUUUUUUUUUAGUUUCUUAAAUUAGCGGAAAUCUGAAUGGAGUUUGGUGGUGUCGUGUUUUCUGUUGGUGCAGUUGGAGGCAUCUCGCCUUAACCCGCCUCGCUUUUGACUCAGUGUUGAAGUGCGUUGGAUAACACGUGAAUUUAACUCCUCAUUUUUGCAGAAAAAUCCAAAUUUUAACGCAGAAUUUUGAGCGUAAAUGUCUCGUUUCUCAGAUGGAUAUUUUCCGCGGUGGCAGACUGUGAUGUGCUUUCUCUGACUGUAAACGUGAUCGCCGGUAACAACGGACCUUCACGCCUCCUUCUUUUUAUUUUUAAUUUUAUUUUUUUGUAUAAUUAGUAAAAGAGAGAGUAAAUGUCUAUUUGUAAUUUGAAUUUGGGUUUUUGCUUCUUUUCUAAAAAGGAAGAACAAUGUAAAGACCCGUUUGUUUGACAGAAGAAAAAAUGCCUCAUUAUCUAAUACUACUUGGAAUGAUUGUCCUUUAAUUGUCGUCUCUAAAAACAAUUUUUCAUGGUUGUGAUACUAUUGUGGUCUUAUUCUUAUU
Molecule: messenger RNA, 3152 nt
Organism: Epinephelus fuscoguttatus (brown-marbled grouper)
Lineage: Eukaryota; Metazoa; Chordata; Actinopteri; Perciformes; Serranidae
Gene: foxg1a
Product: forkhead box G1a
Exons: 1
Coding region: 273-1586 (437 amino acids)
Biological process (GO): regulation of transcription by RNA polymerase II
Cellular component (GO): nucleus
Molecular function (GO): DNA-binding transcription factor activity; sequence-specific double-stranded DNA binding
Source: RefSeq, a predicted model, not a curated record